AUGCAUCGUCGAGAGCGGCAAUUGAAGCAAAUGCUAACGCAACUGCGAAUCGAUGCGCGAUCGCUGGUGAUGCCGUGGGAUCAUGUGGUGUGUCAUUUGGGCGAGGACCCGCCGAAUGCUCCGCCGAGAGAAUCAGUGGAUUUACCGAUCAGCUAUGUGGAAGCGAUGAACGAUCUGAUCAAGAAGAACAGCGGCGAGGCAGCCAUUUGCUUGCUGAAUCUGCCGACUCCACCGAAUGAUGUUUCCUUAAGUGAUCGUUAUUUAAACGUUGUGCAGUGCUUAACGGAUGGUUUGCCGCCGACACUGCUUGUGCACGGUAUAUCGUCGGUGAUAUCGACGGCAUUGUGA
Messenger RNA from Anisakis simplex (herring worm), 348 nucleotides. The record is from the annotation of a GenBank genome assembly. NCBI's taxonomy places the organism in Eukaryota, Metazoa, Nematoda, Chromadorea, Rhabditida, Anisakidae.